AGAAGCGAGGACAGGGGAGGUAGAGAAGAGGAAAGCUGAGAUCUUUUUCUACUCUGACAGAUUGCUUCUGUAACAUCAUUGAAUAUUGAAACAGGUAUCUCGCCGGAGAUAACAGCCGGAGUCUUCUUUUUUUGGCGAAUUUGAGGUUGGUGAAGGGCGAUGACUGAUGAGUGAUGCGAUUAAUCUUGUGGCUAUAAGUAAUUUAUUAUCACAAGUUAAUCGGAGGAGGAAAUAUAAGAGAUGGAUAGAACCAGAGAAGCGAGGAGAGUCACCAUGGCCGCCGCCACCACCACGAAUGGGGGCCUUCCAAGGAGGAGACACAGGAGCAGCUCUCUCAGAGAUUCACCAGAGGACGACGGUCCGGUGGAGUUACAAGAAACGGUUAGGCUAAGAGAUCGAGGGAGCGGGAAGAAAGAUCGAGAUCGAGAACGAGAAAGGGAACGGGACAGAGAGCGGGAAAGGGAAAGGGAGAGGGACAGAGACAGAGAACGGGACAGGGAUCGGUUGAGCAGAACCAGCAAGAGGCGGAGAGGGGAUAGAUUGAUAAGCAACAGAGAAGACGGUGUCGAAGACAGUUCGGAGGAGAGCGUUAACGACGAUGAGGAAGACGAUGACGAUGAUGGAGGUGGCGGUGGAUCUUCCGUUAGGAUGCUUCCCCCGAACGCCGGGCCACUGUCAUCUUCGUCCUUGAAUCACCACCAUCAUCAACAGCCACAUCAUCAUCGGAAGAGCUUUCCACAACCGGCGAAAGUUUUUAAAGCAACGCCGCCUGCGAUGACAUCAACAUGGAAAGCCGCGGAUGAGAUGAUUGGGGUGUCGGUUCCUAGAAAAGCUCGGUCAGCCUCAACAAAGAGGUCUCACGAAUGCUGGUCAUCAAGUGCUGCGGGUGUUAUAGGCGGAGAGCAAGUUCACCGGCAAGCUUCAACAUCACCUGUGAGACCAGGCGUCCAUGGGAUGUUGGCGUCUCCACCUCCGGCUCCGGCAUCACCGUCUUCUUCCAAUGCUUCAGUCAGGAAGAAGAUGAAGCCUAAUAAUGGACCAAAACAUAGGCCACCAAAGACGGCUUCAAAGUCACCUCCUUCUGCCCAAGAUGAGAUUGAAAUUGAAAUUGCAGAGGUUUUGUAUGAGAUGGGGCGGCCUCAGGGUCCGUCUAAGCAGGAUGCAAUUGGGGGUGAUUCGAUUAAGUUUGAAUCAAGAGAAGUGAAUAAACCCAGCGGUGAUGCUAAAUCCAGUGUCUCUUCCCCGAUCUCCAACUCAGCCUCUGCUGUUCCUCAGUCCUCUUCCAUUUUGCCUUCUAAUUCUAAUUCAUCUGCUACGCCCAUGUCUGCUACUGCUCCAAAGAGGAAAAGACCAAGACCAGUCAAGUACGAGGAUGAAAAUCCUUCCAUUUGCCCUGUUAGAAACGGUUCCAUUUCAUCUACCGCAAAGGUCGAAAUUGAUCAGCCUGCAAAAAUUGAAGCAACUUCUCCCACCUUGGAGAAGAAACCAGGAUCCGUAGCUGAAAAUGGUGGAAAUUCUUACGAUUUGAUGAAUUCACAAACUGCACCGGCUUCAUCGGAGCCGCAUGCGGAGCCGGGUAAGGCAGAAAACAGCGUGGUACCAGAUUCUAAGCCUUUGACAGAAGAAUUAAAAAGUAGAGAUGUAUCUGUCUCUAAAAAAGAUGAGUCUCGAUCACCCAAGAAGGAAUCUUUACCUCCUGCUAAUCUUCCCACUGGGCUCAGAUUGGAUGAUGAGCGUGAGAAAGUGACAGUGACGAAGGCGAAAUCAUCGGUUUGUGAAAGUGAGAGCCAGCGGGAAGAGAAGUUCCAGAUAGAUCUGAUGGCUCCUCCCCCGUCCAGAUCAUCACCGGAAAGGGACGGUGAGUUUGAUUUUGUUGCUGCAGAUCCAAAACCAAUGGCCACAAACGUUGGAACGGAAAUGAAGCCUGCCCUCAAGGAAGAUGAUAAGGGAGUAAAAACUAGCAAGGAGGAAACGAAUGCAGAAGGAGAAGAUAGAAAGAGAGCUAAAAUAAUAGCCGAAGAAGCUGAAUCCCAGAAGCCAGCAGUCAACCGAGAUAGGGCUAUAGAUCUCCAGCUAGACUUGGAGAAGUCUGAUAGAGAUGGUUCUGGAGCUGGCCUACAUGCCAACAAGCUAAGCCAGCAUGUUCAAAAGCAGCAGCAUCAACAACCAAGUACAGAGAAAGCUGCACAAGCUGGUUCCUUACCUUUGCCUAUGUCUAUGCCUGGCUGGCCAGGAGCUCUUCCUCCAAUGGGAUACAUGACACCUCUACAAGGAGUUGUAUCCAUGGAUGGAAGCACCGUACCUUCAGCGGCCAUUCAGCCUCCACAUUGGCUUUUUACUCAACCAAGGCCAAAGAGAUGUGCAACCCACUGCUACAUUGCUCGGAGCAUACACUAUCACCAGCAAGUUAUGAAGAUGAAUACUUUCUGGCCAGCUGCUGCUGGUUCAGCUUCAAUCUUUGGGGCUAAGGCCUGCAAUCUUAAUGUUGUACCCUCGGAAUUAAAUGGGAACAUUCCUGGUAGGGGCUUGAAUCCUAUACAGGACAAAGGUCAGGGUCUUGCUAUGUUUCCAGGUCAUGUUGGCAAAGAUAAAGGUUCCCAAGCUGCCAACAUGGUGGAUGCACAAAGAAAGCAAAUUCUACUCCAGCCGCCAGGAGCACCUAGUAAUCUCUUGCCUGCCUCUGCUUUUAUAUUCCCUUUGAGCCAGCAAGUUGCUGCUGCUGCUGCUGUUGCUUCUGUUCGACCCAGUUCAGUGAAAUCUCCUCCAGUCACUGCUAGCACAGCUUUUUCAACCAUGUCCAACCCUGCCUCAGUGACUGCCACACCAACGGGUCCUGCUGCCGGCCCUGCAAUUAGCUUCAACUAUCCAAAUAUACCAGGAAGUGAAACUCAAUACUUGGCAAUCUUACCGAACAAUGCCUAUUCAUUUCCUAUUCCUGCUCAUGUUGGAGCACCACCUGCUUAUAGAGGAGCUCCUGCUCCGGCUAUGCUUUUUAAUGGAUCUUUCUAUCCUUCCCAAAUGCCCCAUCCUUCUCAGCUUCAGCAGCAGCAGCAGCAACAACAACAGCCACCAACUCAGUCACAGCAAAGCCAACAAGUUCAUCAAAAUACAAGCAUGUCCAGUGGUUCCUCGUCAUCCCAGAAGCACGUACAGAACCAGCAGCAACGGUCGCAUAGCAAUGUUGUUAGUGGUGGUGCUGGAAAUUUGCAAGUUUUUCCUGCCCCAAAAACCCAGUCAUCUCAGCAAUUACAGCCUCAGCAGCGACAGGGCCAGCAUAUUCCUCAUCAAUCCCGGCAACUUGAUGGUGAAGUAGGAAGUGAGGAUAGUCCAUCUACUGUUAAUAGUCGAGUGUCACUCACAAACAUUAGCACUUAUAAUCAGAACUUUACCAUGCAAUUGCAGCCUCCAAACUUUGCCUUGAUGAGUACCGCAUCAAUGGGUGGUUCAGGUACAAGUAAUCAAGUUGAUAAGAAGCAGCCACAGCCACAGUUACAGCAGCAGGGUUCCAAGGCUGGAGUUGAACCUCUUACAUCUCCAGCUUUUGCUGUGUCAUUUGCUUCGAUUAAUGGUGCUAAUGCUCCAGGCCUGGACAUCUCCUCCUUCACACAGAAUCAUUCUAUUCUUCAGAUUCCAGAGGCCACUAGGCAAAAUUAUCAGAUUAUGACCGCUGCUGCAGUUGCUGCCCAAGCGGCACAGCAGAAGAAGAAUUUGAAUGUUUCUGAAGAAGGCAAGCGGGGAACAAAUGAUACAUCUAAUGCCGAAGAAGAAAGGAAGUCCAAUGCAGGAAAUGUUUCAGCCACUGUUGGGCAGUCUAUUGCAUUCUCUAGACCAGAUCUCCCUGAUGCAUCUGUUUCCCAAAUACCUGGAAGUACAGUCAUUGAUAGCUCCACCCGAACCAUUAAUCAUGGGUCUGCUUCUGCUAGGGGUUCAGGUUCUAUUGUGCCAGCAUCUAUUGGCAAUGUUAAUGCUUCUAAUGCUCAGCAGCAAUCGCAGCGGAACCAGCAUCAGAUGCUUCAGUUUCAAAAGCAGCAGCAGCAACAGCAAUAUGUGGCUUCUGGUCGAAAUAAAAUGCCUGCAGCAAGUAAUGGUAGUGCAUAUUCUGAUCAUAAUCCCCCAUCUUCUAUGGCUUCCAAGUUUCAUCCGUUUUCCCAAAAUCUUGUUCAGAGCAGCAGCAGUCCAGCUCAAUCUCCUCAGUGGAAGAAUUCUGCAAGGACAACCCCUACACAGGUUCCUUCCCCAUCUAUGUCUUCAACAUCAUCAUCUGCCAAAAACCUUUCACAACAAGGCCGGCCACAGCAGAGCCACACACACAUAUCUUUUGCAUCUAGCCAAAAGUCAACUCAAGGACAACUACUUCCUAGUAGCACCCAGUCUCCAUCGCCUCCUGUUAUGGUUGGCUCUCCCACAACUUCAUCAAUAUCCAAGAGUGCUGGUGGAAGCCCGAGGACCACAGGUUCUACUUCCACAGGCAACAAAGGGGGUCAGGCUUCUAUGCUAUCAUCUCAGCAGGCAAAGAACUCACCAUCAGUGCCCAGUCGGAAAUCAUCUCCUAUUGGAGGGAGGAAUGUGCCAUCAAUCCUCGGAAACUCCCAUACUACUUCGUCCUUGAGUACUGGAACCAAGCCCCAAGUGGCACUACAGCAGCAGCAAAAACAUCCAUUGCAGCAACAACCACAACUGUUCUUCUCUAGUCCUUACAUGCAAGCCCAAGUUCAGCAGCAUUCAGGAACUACAACUUCAAGUGCAACUGCUGCGGGUGGAUACUACCUUCAAAGACACCAAAUUGAGCAACAGCAGCUGGCAAGCUCAUUAACAGCAUCGUCAAUGCCAAUGUUCUCAUUGCGACCUGUUACUCUUUCCAGCACCAACACUUCUGAUCCAUCAAAGGCAGCUGCUGCUGGUAAUGUGAAAGGUGGUGGCUUACCUUCCCAGGGACUUGUCCAAUCUGCUCAAUUUACCACUGUACAAUCUUCUGGAAAGCCACAUCAACUCAUGCCUGCUGGCUUUCCUUAUGUGAAUGCUGUUCCUGCUGCUGUUCAACUAAAACCAGCGGACAAGAAGCAACCCGCAGGUGAGUAGAACUCUGUCCGAUGAUGCUUCACAAUGCAGCCCCCUUCAUGGACCAAAAAUGAUACACAGACUAAAAGAUAUUUGUUGGGGGUUGGAAAUUUUUGAAGGGGACUCGGGUCUUUUUGUCGGGGCAAAUGACAAUUUGCAUGCCCUUCUCGCAGCUUGAAGCAGAUUUUAUUGUUGUUAAAUGGUUAAUGGAAGCAUUGUGAAGGGCAAUGUUAAUACCCACAAUUUUGUGAUGGAAGUACGAGGCAGUGGGCCAAAUUGUUCAUUAUGGAUAAUGCUCGGUAUGGUCAUAACGUCUGUGUUCAGCAGAUGUACAUUGGUGUUUAUGAUCUGACUAGGUUGAUCCCAAAGUCUAUUUAAAUUUGAUUGGUUCAAUGGGGUGGAGGUCCAGAAAAAGUUUGAUCAAAUGAGGGCAAGAGGAUGAGGAGAGGAAGGAAGAAGACCUCUCACCUUUACUUAAUCUUGGAGUUGUUAUGGAGGUUCCUUCUCUUAAUUCUUCUCUUGACUUUUUAUUAUUUUUUAGGUUUUCCUGAAAAAGAAGAUCGGUAAACAAUGUCUCUUUUUGACAUAUAUAUGCAACAGGGGUGUAUAUGUACAUGUCUGGCACAUAUAAGAAGAGUAAAACCCUCUCAAUCUUUUCAUCGAACUCUCUCUAUUUCGAAUGCCCACGUUAACUUUCCUGCUUUCCACAUAGAGUAGAGAGCUGGAAUCAUUAAACAUUGAAAUCUGAA
This is a messenger RNA of Rubroshorea leprosula, 5807 nucleotides long. The record is from the annotation of a GenBank genome assembly. Lineage: Eukaryota; Viridiplantae; Streptophyta; Magnoliopsida; Malvales; Dipterocarpaceae.